CUACAGCAAGCUUUUUCAACGCUAUUUUUUGUUCUGUUCUGUUAAAUGUAUCCUUGGUUAUCAAUGUAUUGUUUUGACGUUUUCGCAAGAACUGAUUUGGAAGGUUAAAGUCCAAACAGUACACUUUGCUUUUUCGUUAUCCAAUUUUCAUUUAGCCAGCUUAAAAUAAUAAAAUGGCCCGUGUUUUAGUUGGAGUAAAAAGAGUAAUAGACUAUGCUGUUAAGAUUCGUGUAAAACCCGAUAAAACUGGGGUUGUUACGGAUGGUGUAAAACAUUCCAUGAAUCCCUUCGACGAGAUAGCAGUGGAAGAGGCAGUAAGACUAAAAGAGAAGAAAAUUGCGUCUGAAGUUAUAGCUGUAUCGUGCGGGCCAGCUCAAUCGCAAGAAGUCCUGCGUACAGCCCUGGCCAUGGGGGUGGACAAAGGUAUCCAUGUGGAAAUUACCGGGGCUGAAUAUGAUACCUUGCAGCCCAUUCAUGUGUCCAAAAUAUUGGCCAAAUUGGCUGAAAAGGAGAAAGCUGAUCUGGUUAUUGUGGGAAAACAAGCAAUAGAUGAUGAUUCUAACCAAACUGCACAAAUGACAGCUGCCUAUUUAGACUGGCCUCAAGCCACUUUUGCUUCAAAGAUUGAAAAGGGUGACAAAGAUAUUACAGUCACAAGAGAGGUUGAUGGUGGUUUGGAAACCAUUAAAUGCAAAAUGCCUGCGGUAAUAAGUGCAGAUUUAAGACUCAAUGAACCUCGUUAUGCAACUCUACCGAACAUUAUGAAAGCCAAGAAGAAGCCGAUAACCAAACUAACCCCGAAAGACUUGGGUGUUGAUUGUGCUCCGAGGAUUCAGGUUGUUAGCGUUGAAGACCCACCAACUAGGCAGGCCGGUGUUGUUUUGCCCGAUGUAGAUGCCCUUGUUGGUAAACUUAAAGAAGGUGGACAUGUUUGAAUAAAAUUUAAACAUCGUGAAUCUUCUUUUAGUUGAAUUACAUUUGUUAUUAAGUUUGUACCAAGUUCUAUGUAUACAAUCCUUGUAAGUCUAAAUAAACUUAUUUUUAUAGGUUAA
Molecule: messenger RNA, 1052 nt
Organism: Brassicogethes aeneus
Lineage: Eukaryota; Metazoa; Arthropoda; Insecta; Coleoptera; Nitidulidae
Source: the annotation of a GenBank genome assembly